This is a messenger RNA of Physcomitrium patens, 1836 nucleotides long. The record is from RefSeq and is a predicted model, not a curated record. Lineage: Eukaryota; Viridiplantae; Streptophyta; Bryopsida; Funariales; Funariaceae.
CAACGAGGUCGAGGGGGGGUGCCCGUUCGAAAAGCGGGCACCGGAGGAAGGAGGCCUUCAUCGUCGCCGCCGCAGGACAAGAGAGACAGGGGCGGAAUGAUCGGAACCCAGUAACGUUGCAAGCAUACGUGCGUGGAUUCCUGGCCGGACGGGUCGCUCCCAGCGUUCAAUUCAGGUGGCCAGCGUUUUGCGGCGAGCGUGCGAGCUAGGAAUCAGAAUUUUCGAAUGUAAUUUUAUGAUCGCCAGGAGAAUGCGGCGUCAAGUUCGUCAGGAAAACGAAUCCUUCGCUGUGGUUGCCGCGGUUUUUUCAUCUUGAAGUGGGGUCGAAGGGCUUAGUUGGCUACACCUUUAGAAUGAUGCUGAAUUCUCUUUGAGUUGGGGAGGUGCGCUUGGGUUGUGAGACGUACCCGCGAGAUUAAGCAACUAUACACGUGAUUGCACAUUUUUGUUUUUUGUUUAAAUUUAUUGUUUUAGGCAUUUUCGAGAAGAGAGUGACAAAGACAGAGGAGAGGAUUCAGUAGGAGGGAGUCGCGUUGCGAGGGGAGGGUUUUGGCUGCGGCUGCGGCGGUGCGAAAAUGGCGUUCAGUAAUGUGGUGAUGAUCGUGCUGAACUUCCUCUCAAUGAUAUUGUCGUUGCCGAUAAUUGCUUUCGGGGUGUGGUUGGCGAAGAAGGGCGACACGGAGUGCGUGCGGUUCCUGCAAUGGCCGAUUAUUGUGCUCGGAGUAUUUGUGCUUGUGUUGUCGCUCUCGGGCUUGAUUGGGUCUUGGUGCGGGAACAGGGUUUUGAUGUAUUCUUACCUGUUCAUCAUGUUUCUCCUCAUUUUGCUACUCUUCGUCUUCACGAUUUUCGCAUUCGUCGUCACCAAUUCUGGGGCGGGGAAAACUGUGUCCGGGAAAGGUUAUAAGGAGUACAGGCUUGGGGAUUACUCCAAUUGGUUGCAGAAGCGGGUGGACAACCCAAAGUAUUGGUCCAAAAUUAAGAGCUGCCUAGUAGAUGGCAAGGUGUGCAGCGACCUUACCAAGUAUACGUCGGCUGCCAGCUUCAGCAAGGCGCCCCUCACUCCUCUCGAGUCUGGAUGCUGUAAGCCACCAACAGAAUGUGGGUUCACCUUCGAUAACGCCACGACCUGGGUUGGCAAACCACCAUCAACCGUUAGCAACAUUGACUGUGGACAAUGGAGCAACAUCCAAACCAAGCUAUGUUUCGACUGCAGUACUUGUCGAGCUGGGGUGCUGCAGAACGUGAAGUCCAACUGGCGUAGGGUCGCCGUGGUGAACAUUAUUGUGCUGGUGUUCAUUAUUUUCGUUUAUUCAUGUGGGUGCUGUGCUCUGAAAGCUUCUCGCAGAGAGCGGGCCAAUCACAAGUACAGGUAUGGGUAUGCCUAGUUUCAAGCACCACGGCUUUCUACUUGCUUCAAUUAAUAGCCAAGUCACCGACUAUCACACGACAUGGUGGCUCACAGUCAAGCUGAAGACAACAAUGUUUCAUUUUGAGACGCGGCUCGAAGGCGAAAGCUACCACAUGAGAUUGUCAUGCAUGAGCUCAGUUUGUUUUCCCAACGGAUAGCUUUCCAAUUACUUUCAGUGGAGCAUGACCUCCGUUUGGUUAUGCCAGCUGUUAUGAUCUGUUCUGUUCUGUGAUAUACAUAGAGACGGCACAGUCAAAAUUAUUCUUGAAAGUGCUUCUCAUAACGAGCUAGUGUAGAAGGUUCGAAAGUGUAAUGUUUGAAGCGGUAGGUGAAACCGUUAUCUCAACAGUUCAAUCCUGAGCUUCCUAUAGGAUGUCAACUUAAUCUAAACCUAUUUUACUCUCUUCAGUCGCAGCCUUUGAAGAAUA